CGUGCACGUUGUUUGUUGUUAAAGUAAGAUCAAAUUUUUUGCGAUAAUACCAAAAAUAUUACCAACCGUGUAUUAUUUCAGCGAAAUGUAAAUGUAUUCAUUUUUAUUACAUUGGAAUACAUUUCACUUGCAAGUUUACAAUAUGUACAUCGUAAGAAAUAAUGAAAAUAUGAUUUUUAAUAAAUCGAAUUUACUUUACUGAACAAAAACAUUUUACUAUUAUGUAAAAUUAUUUUUUCCACGUAUACGUCGCUGUUUUAUCACGAAAGUAUGAUGGGUGGUAGACAUGGAGGGUGAAUUACCGACAUUUGCCAUUUAAUAAUUCAAAAUGCAGAAUUCCGUUAGCAAUAUGUCAGAUAUGAAUAGCAAUGAAGAAUGGUCGAGCUUUUGUUCUUCUUGCAAAUCUGUUUUACAUUCUAUAUGUAGCAUCGGAGAUUUGUCUGUUUUAGACGAAUUAAUUGACGAAAACAAUGUAAAAACUUGGAUUGAAAAGUAUCAGAAUAUUAUCGAAACUAGCGACGCGACAAACAAGAAAAACGAAAAACGAGAAAUAAAUAAAAUUAAUAAUGAUCAAUCAGAUUUCCAUAUAAAUAAGAAAGUAAAAUGUAUCGAACCUUUGAAUAAAACAGACAAGUAUCAAUUUGAUAGAUCAAAGAUUUUGUCUCGUGAGAUUAUAAACAUAGAUUCUAUGAAAAUAGCAUAUGAUCAAAAUAUUGAGCAAGAGGAAAUAUAUGAGAUAUCAAACACAAAAGUUUUACCACACAAUGCUAAAGAAGAUACUGAAUCUGUUAAUGAUAGUUUCUUUGCAUCAAAUUUUGUGUCUUCCAUAGAAUCACAGAGUACCGCACAAAACAUUUUACACCACCAUAGGAACAUACUCGACAUUGCUCAAUCAAUAUUAAGUCUUAGCAAUUAUAUUGACGAUAUGGGUAAAAUGAUACUCCAAGGAAUUCGUUCAAAACAGACUGUUCAGAAGUACCAAAAUUAUGUUAAUAAUGAUCUCUCAGAUGGAAAUCAGGCUGUAAAGACUUUGAAAAGUCAAGAUCUUCCUAUAUAUGGUUACAAUUCAUUGUGUAUUAAUAAGAAAUAA
Messenger RNA from Hylaeus volcanicus, 1090 nucleotides. RefSeq lists its product as uncharacterized. The coding region runs from base 329 to 1090 and encodes 253 amino acids. NCBI's taxonomy places the organism in Eukaryota, Metazoa, Arthropoda, Insecta, Hymenoptera, Colletidae. The transcript is spliced from 2 exons. The record is from RefSeq and is a predicted model, not a curated record.